This is a messenger RNA of Polyodon spathula (Mississippi paddlefish), 2247 nucleotides long. RefSeq names its product regulator of G protein signaling 11 (gene rgs11). Lineage: Eukaryota; Metazoa; Chordata; Actinopteri; Acipenseriformes; Polyodontidae. The record is from RefSeq and is a predicted model, not a curated record. The transcript is spliced from 17 exons. Gene Ontology annotation, biological process: intracellular signal transduction; G protein-coupled receptor signaling pathway; regulation of G protein-coupled receptor signaling pathway. Bases 116 to 1540 code for a protein of 474 amino acids.
CGACAACACAGCGGUUUGAUCAUAGAGCUGAAACUGCUACUAAUUGAAUACCAGCCUCUGCUUUCAACUUCAGAAAGCAGGGAGCAACAGCACCCGUCCGAACUGCCUCGCCAGCAUGACAAUCAACACAGUAAACCAAGGAGGACCUUACAGAAUGCAAGCGCCGUGCUUUAGCAAGAUGGAGCGGGUAAUCGUAGCCAUGCAAGACCCCGAUGUCGGGAUAAAGAUGCGAAACCAAAGACUUGUGAUCACGGUUAUCCCGCACGCAAUUACCGGAAAUGAUGUGGUGGACUGGCUGAUGCACAAGUUUAACGUCACCGAGGAAGAGGCGUUGCACGUGGGGAACCUCAUAGUGAAGUACGGCUACAUCUACCCACUGAAGGAGCCCAAGAACCUGGUGCUCAAGCCUGACGAGACUCCCUACCGCUUUCAGACUCCGUACUUCUGGACUACGAACAAGUGGCCCACUUCUGAGCUUGAUUACGCAAUUUAUUUGACAAAGAAGAACAUCAGCAAACAAGGGGAUUUGAUUGAGUACGAGAAGCACAAUUACAAUCUGCUGCACAAACGUAUCAACCACACAUGGGACUUCGUGGUGAUGCAAGCCAGAGAGCAGCUCAGGGCAGCGAAGCAGAGGAGGAAAGCUGAUCGGAUUGUGCUGGAGUGCCAGGAACAGGCCUACUGGCUUGUGAACAGACCUCCGCCAGGCACUUUCGACGUCUUGGAGCACGGCCCUGAGCGAGGGAACUGCCUGCAUUCCCGAGUCCAGCUGAACAGCGAAUACUACAAAAAACAGAUUGAACUCACGAAGAAAGCCUUGAUUCGGCCGCGGGUCAAGUCUUCCGUCUGCAUGGAGUGGUUUAUGAAGUACACUGAACAGUAUCAAUCCCAUGAUCCCAUCAUGGCAGGAUGCCUUCCCAGCAACCCGUGGAUAACUGACGACCCCAUGUACUGGUCAAUGAACGCCAGCAAUGUGGCGAUCCCAACCAAGCUGAGGGUAGAGCGCUGGAGCUUCUCCUUCACAGAGCUGCUCAACGACCCACUGGGACGCAAAGAGUUCAUGCAGUUCCUGGAGAAAGAGUUCAGUGCUGAGAACUUGUGCUUCUGGGAGGCAUGUGAAGACCUGAGACAUGGAGAGCAUUCAAAGAUAGCGCAGAAGGUGGAGGAUGUGUACCAACAGUUUCUCGUACCCGGGGCCAGCAAGUGGGUGAACAUUGACAGCAAGACGAUGGAGAAGACCCUGGAGGGGAUCAAAUCACCACACCGCUACGUCCUCGACGACGCACAGAUGCACAUCUACCUCCUGAUCAAAAAGGACUCCUAUCAGAGGUACAUGAGGUCACAGAUGUACAAGAGCAUGCUUGCCAGAGCCAUCGUACUGCAGGAAACCAAGAAAGGCCUCAGCAUGUUUCCCUUCACGAGGAGGCACCGUCACUCCAGCCCGAGUCCCGCCCUCCUGACUCAGCCUGGAGAGGAUGCUGGGAAAAGUAAGCCCCUCGCGACGACCACGCCCGGAACCGUCUCCCAGGUGGAGGAAUAAAAGAAAGCCAGCGCUCGGCACUCGCUGCUCCCCUCUUUCUCCUGAGAGCUCUCCUGUCUUCCAGCUGCUCUGCAGUUCCCACCUCCAGCGCCUCACUGCAGCUGUGUGUGUGUAUACCUGGACCAGCAGGGAGGAAGAUGAAUGUAUCAGUGCCCCCCACUGUCAAACAUUUCUCAAUUUUUUAAAUUUUUUUUUGGAGUGCAGGCACCAAGAAUGUACAUGAGAUUAUGGUGAGAUUAUAUGGCCACGGAUUAAAACAGCAGCCACAGUUGCCCAACAGAACUGUGUGCUGCGCUGCUGCUACGAAACACAUUUUAAAACAUGAAAUGAAAACGCACGCUACCCCAGCGAUGAGCUACCGCGAAGGUGAAAGACAGCCCAGAAAAGAGGAGUUGUGAACUGGUUCAGCAGAUAAUACUAGCAGGCUGAGUGUAAAGCGACUAUAUUGGUUCAGGGAAUAAUGUUAGUUUUAUGUUUACAUGCCAUUUUUUUGCAUGUGUAGUCACUAAUUAGGAACCUAUUACCUGCCUCCAGUAUUUCAGGGGAACCAUUCCCGUGGGACACACCCUAGAGAGGCAAGGGGAGGCGGGUGGAGUGUCUGUGAGAUUGUGAGACAGCUCGAGGGGCGGAAGGAGCAGCACACAGCUCCAUGUAUAUUCCUGGGAAUGUUUCUGAUUUCUCCACACUGCUGUUUCAGCUUCUGAAUA